Molecule: messenger RNA, 1845 nt
Organism: Hemisphaericaspora subhashii
Lineage: Eukaryota; Fungi; Ascomycota; Pichiomycetes; Serinales; Debaryomycetaceae
Gene: DEM1
Product: Dem1p
Exons: 1
Coding region: 1-1845 (614 amino acids)
Biological process (GO): interstrand cross-link repair
Cellular component (GO): mitochondrion; nucleus
Molecular function (GO): single-stranded DNA 5'-3' DNA exonuclease activity
Source: RefSeq, a predicted model, not a curated record
AUGAAGUUAGUAAUACCUAAAAGAUUCAAUCACUUCAAAGCAUCAAUGGAAGCAUUAAGAAAGGAAACAAGCAUUAAGAUAGAACGAUUAGUUCUAGAAAUCCCACCAACAAAAACCAUCCCAGCCUCAUCGCCCUCAUCGUCAGAAGUUGAAAUACAUCACCCGGAAGAUAUUCCCACAAAACCAGAAGAUGACCAAGUCAGAUCAUUACUUCGACUGAUGGUAAAAGGAACCGAUCCCAAACAGAUCGAUAAUCCUAAUGUAGUUGCCUUAUAUGACAAUUGGAAUUUAAUUAGUAACCAAAAAUUACCAAUCAUCAAUCCAACAUCAAUCUCGCCAUAUAAGUUUCAUUCAACUCAUAAUAUGUCACGAUCAUAUAUCGAUAAUCCAAGAUUAUCAGUCACAAAAUUAUUGGUAUCUAAUUGGUGUGAGUUGCAAGAGAUCUAUUCUAUUUAUUCAGGGUCCCCCCGAGUGACAACCAAGGCAAUGGAAGCAGGUACUAAGACACAUUUGGAAUUGGAGACUCUGAUUCAUAAACUAGUCGAUUUGACUCUGCAUAUUGCCUACAUACAAGAGAAUUGUGAAGAGUUAUUAGAGCGAGACGACGCGGAGAGCUUUUGGGAUAGGAUAUCUAUGCUUUUGGAAAAUUCCAGAGAGGGUAAGUUGGGAGUUCUGUGGUCUGAUACUAUAAUCACUAGAUUGUUUACAUUGUUAACCAAAUCUGAAGCUAGAGAAAUAUUAUUACAUGGAUAUUUGAAUUUGGAUAAACGAGAAUUCAUUGAUAAUCUUGAAGAUUUACAAUGCGAAGGGGAUAUCACUUCAAAGGUAUUGAUAAGUGGUAUAGUUGAUCAUUUGAAAUUACAAAAUAUUGAAAACCCUGCCGAGACAAAUUUAUUUGACUUGAUUAAUGAUGUUAUUGAUUCUGAAUUAUCCGAAACUGAUGAAUCUGUAUUAUCAAGUAUUGAUUUAACCAAAUUCUUCAUAGACAUGAAAUCGACAUUGCCAGGAAACUCCGAUGGGUAUGAAUUGAUAAUGACAGAUGUUAAAACAAGAAAAACUGAUCUGAUACCGGGCGAUAUAUCUGUUCUUAAAGGUGCCAAAUUACAAACAUUCUAUUAUAGACAAUUGUUCGAGCUUUUGAGUCACGACGCGACAUUUGGUUAUUACAGCUUAAUUGAAAACGCCAAAAGAAGACAUCUUGAUGUUGAUGCACCAUUGGAUGUAUUAUCCGUAUUUAAGAUAUUGCGCCAGAGUCAUCCGAUUAUACUUAAAGAUUUUUUAAAGUUGGCAGAUGGAGAACCAAUCGGGUUUGCUCCUUAUGAUGAAUAUCAACAGGCACAUGAAGUUGAUGAAUAUGACUUUGGAUUAGUAUUCCAAGCACGCGAUGAAUUUCAACCACAUGCUCCAUAUAACUAUACUAACUUCGUGGAGAGAUUACAAGAAUUAGAUGACGAAGUUGACUACAAUAAAAUUCUCGUACCAUUAUUAAAAAUAUGGAAAACUCCACCAACCUUAAGAUACUUAGCUGCAAGAUCAAGUCAAUUCUUCAACUUAUUUCAUGAUUUAAUUGGUGAUAAAACUAAAAUCGAGUAUCGAAAUUCAAAAUCAGGGGAAAUCAUUAAAACAUUAGAAUACAAAUAUGAUCCAGUAUUGUUUAAACUUGAAGUAGCCAAUUCAUGUACAUUAUGGACUGGGAAACGUAAUCCAAAACCAGCGGAUUCGCUCCGAAAAUGUGAUUUUUGUGAAUAUAAAUCCCAUUGUAUGAUUCCAAAUGGUGGAAUAUCUUCCAGGGAUCAAAAACAUUUCACGGGAGCUAAAAUUUUAGAAUUUUUGAAUGAUAUGUAA